UAAAACCCUAAAAAGCCCUAGAACGCGGCCAUAACCGAUCUGAUCCUUCAUUCGCUUGUGUGUAGCCGGUUGCUUCUUUUCUUGAUUAGGGCACAAAUUGUGUUUUCUUGACUGCUUUUUUCAGGAAUAGGGAAAAGGAAGAGGGGGAUUCGGGCUUAUUCAAAAUGUACUCCAGAGGGAAAUUCAUGGAGGGUGGAGAAGGGCACGAAAUGGGGUCUAAACGCCAGAGGAUCAUCGACACAAAUCCUUACUACAGUUCAGCAGGUACAAGUCUCAUGUAUACCAAUCCUUAUCCCCCUGCUUAUAUAGGGCAACCUCGCCCUUUUCCUGUUAUAAGGCUCCGAGGCCUCCCCUUCAAUUGCUCUGAGACCGAUGUGGAGGAGUUCCUCCAUGGCUUCAACAUAAUCGAUAUUCUCUUUGUUCACAAGAAGGGGAGGUUCUCUGGUGAGGCUUUUGUGGUUCUGGGUCUUCCAGUCCAGGUUGAUUGGGCUCUCCAAAGGAAUAGGCUAAAUAUGGGGCGUCGAUAUAUUGAGGUAUUUCGAAGCAAGAGGCAGGAAUACUAUAAUGCAGUGGCCAAUGAAGUUGCAGACUCGAAAAAUGGGCCCCCAUCUCCUCCUCAUCGAAGUGCACCUAGGGCUAGGUCAUAUGAUGAGGGAAAAGAUUUAGUGGAGCACACUGGGGUUUUGAAGCUUAGGGGAUUGCCAUUUUCUGCCACAAAAGAAGACAUCAUAGAAUUUUUUAAAGAGUUUGAUAUCUCGGAAGAUAAUAUCACUUUGAUGAUUAAUUCAGAGGGGAGGGCAACUGGUGAGGCUUUUGUGGAGUUUGCAAGCCCCGAGGAUUCUAAAGCUGCGAUGGUCAAAGAUCGAAUGACACUUGGUAGCCGAUACAUUGAGCUCUUUGCUUCAACACCUGAAGAGGCUGAGGAGGCGGCAUCGAGGAACAGAUGAUUCUUUUAGAUGGGCAUAGAUGUGUAAGUGUAACUCUGUGGGGGGGGGAAGCUUUUUAAUACUGGAUUAGAAUCAGAGUACGGUUUAUAUGGACAGAAUCUUGAUUGUAUGUUUUAGGUUUCUGUUCUUCUAAUUUACUUGCAAAUUUUGAAGUGGUGUUAUCGGAUAUGUUCUAAUUUUUGAGGUUUUACUUGUUUUUUGGGUUAUGAUCUUCAUGUACGUGGACUAGAAAGGUUUGAUGUGAAAUUAACAUACUACAUAUAACCUUGUGGGCU
Molecule: messenger RNA, 1222 nt
Organism: Amborella trichopoda
Lineage: Eukaryota; Viridiplantae; Streptophyta; Magnoliopsida; Amborellales; Amborellaceae
Product: RNA-binding (RRM/RBD/RNP motifs) family protein
Molecular function (GO): RNA binding
Source: RefSeq, a predicted model, not a curated record